AUGGCCACCCAGAAGCAAGAUCCCCUUGAUGUCUUGCAACAGACCAUCAAUGAUAUUUUGGUUCAAACGGGAAAGGCGCUAAAGGCCGCCCAGAGCCAGGGACCUCGCAACAUCGAGCAGGUCAAAGGCAUUCUGUCUGCCCGGAUGACAGAGUCGGUGGAGUCUUAUCACCGUGCCCUCCAGGAUAUCGACGUUGAUAUUAUUCAAGCAAAAUCCGUCUUGCAGAGAGAUUUAGAGAAGGUCAGGGCCAGCAAGGCGGCGGCGGCUGCUCAACAGACGUCCCCUGUGGUUACAAAGAUCGAGCCCCCAAAGCCGGCAUUCCAGUCCCCCGUACCGGCCCCUGUAAUUCCCAAGGCGGCUUCCAAGGCGCCGACGCCUAAGAUGCAGCAGAAACAGCUCCAGCAACAGCAGAAGCGAAAUGCUGCUGCGCAAAAUGCUGCGGCCGCCGCUAAUAAUCGGCCCGUUGCCCCGUUCCCCGACAUGGGAAUCGAUAUGCCUGCACCGCCUCAACCCGUCAAGUCACCCGUCGUGACCAAAAAAGAAGCCAAAUCUUCAUCGGUGACGCCAAAAACCAAGGCGUCUACCCUCCCUGGUAAGGGCGAGGCCAAACGAUCGCCAGCGAUUAAGUCCUCCACGCCGAUUCCGGUGCCGGUGAUUCCAACCGCACCGACUGCAGCUCGGGUUGCUCCUCCUCCUCCUCCCCCAGCCCCGACCCCGCCCAUGUCUACAGUACCUCCCCCUGCUCCAGUCCCGGUAAUGGACCCAACUCCAACCGCCGCCAACCAGUUUAGCCUACCACCGAAUAUGAUACCCGCCGGAACUAACUUUACCGACAUGGAGUUCAUGGUGGCGCAAGGUAGCGACCCUGCUAAUCAAACCGCGGGCCAGAACAUGUCGCUCGACAUGGGCGGAAACAUCGACACCAUAGACCUGGAUAGCUUCUUUGAUCCUCCCGCACCGAUGGGUAAUCAGCAAGGCGUCGCCCCUACCGCCCCCAUGGCUAUUGACAGCGGACCAAGCGCUUCGAACCAGAAGAGCCAGCCCCCCAUGCUCGGCCACGACGAUAUUUAUGAUUUGGGUAGUGCUACGACCGACUCGAUGGAUCUCGACUUUGGUCUAGGCCAAGGUGGAGGGAGCAGUUAUAUAGACGACCUCUUCUUCGGGUCUGGAGAUGGGAGUCUAGGUGAUUUGGGCGACUCUAAUAGUGUCUUUAACUCGUAG
Scedosporium apiospermum is the source of this 1221-nucleotide messenger RNA. RefSeq lists its product as uncharacterized. NCBI's taxonomy places the organism in Eukaryota, Fungi, Ascomycota, Sordariomycetes, Microascales, Microascaceae. The coding region runs from base 1 to 1221 and encodes 406 amino acids. The record is from RefSeq and is a predicted model, not a curated record. The transcript has 3 exons.